CUACAGGAAGCAUGUGGAAGAGGAUGGGGAUAGGUUUAUCUGUGUGUAUUGUCAGAGCACAGCUUCCUCCAUCCCUGAUACACUGUGUCUCCCAUGUAUACUGUAACACAGAGGGCAGCUGAGCUGGUUACUCAUUGAUCAGUGAGCCAGCAGAGGACAGCAGCAGCCCCAGCCCAGGGUCAGACUCACACAGCACCUGGGGAGAGCUGACUGUCUGGCUGCUGGGAUCCUGUGCCCCAUGGCCUCUGCUGAUUAUUACCUGGGCUUUGACUUCAGCACCCAGCAGCUAAAGGUUAUUGCUGUUAAUGAACACCUACAUGUUGUAUAUGAGGACAAUGUUCAGUUUGACAAAGAUCUUCCAGAAUUUGGAACACAUGGUGGUGUGCACGUCCAUACAGACAAACUGACAGUAACGUCUCCUGUGUUAAUGUGGGUUAAGGCACUUGAUUUUAUUUUGGAGAAAAUGAAGUCGUCUGAAUUUGACUUUUCUAAAGUCAAGGCUUUAUCAGGAACUGGUCAGCAACAUGGCAGCGUGUAUUGGAAGAAAGGUGCCAAACGGGUAUUGCAAACUCUAUCAGCUAACCUUCCUCUUCACAGCCAAUUAGAGACAUGUUUUUCCAUCUCAGAAAGCCCCAUAUGGAUGGAUUCCAGUACCACCGCAGAAUGUCGCCACCUUGAGCAAUCUGUAGGCGGGGCGCAAGCAUUGGCAGAUAUUACGGGGUCCCGCGCGUAUGAGCGUUUUACAGGAAAUCAAAUUGCAAAGAUUUACAAGCAGAAACCUGAGGAAUAUGCUCAGACAGAGAGGAUUUCCUUAGUCAGCAGUUUUGGAGCUUCGUUAUUCCUUGGAGACUAUGGACCGAUUGAUCACAGCGAUGGUUCCGGGAUGAAUUUAUUAAACUUUCGCCAGAAGAUUUGGUCUGAAGAAUGCCUGAAAGCUUGUGCCCUAAAUUUAAAUGAUAAGCUUGGAUCUCCUGUUCCCACAAGCUUAAUUCUGGGACCCUUGUCCUCGUAUUAUGUCCAGCGCUACGGCUUCAGCGAUGACUGCUAUAUUGCUGCGUUCACCGGGGACAAUCCAGCAUCUUUGGCCGGAAUGAGGCUAGACGAAGGUGAUAUUGCGGUCAGCCUUGGAACAAGUGACACUCUGUUCCUCUGGAUCCAGGAGCCUACGCCAGCCUUAGAAGGUCACAUAUUAUGCAAUCCUGUUCAGACCCAGGACUAUAUGGCAUUACUGUGUUAUAAAAAUGGCUCCCUGAUGAGAGAGAAAAUUAGGGACGACUGCUCGUUGGGCUCCUGGGAAGAUUUCUCUAAAGUGCUCCAGAUGACGCCCCCUGGAAACAAUGGAAACUUAGGCUUUUAUUUUGAAGUGAUGGAAAUAACCCCGCAAGCCAUUGGUGUUCAUAGGUUCAAUGUUAACAACCAGAGGGUGUCGGACUUCCCAAAGACCGUGGAGAUCCGUGCCAUAAUUGAAGGUCAGUUCAUGGCCAAGAGAAUUCAUGCAGAGCGACUAGGAUACAAAAUAAUGCCGCAAACAAGAAUAUUGGCUACUGGUGGAGCGUCAUGUAAUAAGGAUAUUCUACAGGUUUUGUCUGAUGUUUUUAAUGCUCCUGUCUACACGAUUGCAACUGCGAACUCUGCCUGUUUAGGCAGUGCUUAUCGUGCUGCUCAUGCUCUCGCGAUGCACACAGCAGGAACCAGCUUUGCGGAUAUUGUUAAGUUAGCCGAGGAACACAAAUUAUUGGUGACUCCCAGACCUGGAUCAGAUCAGAUCUACGAGCCGUUACUGAAGCGUUAUGCGGAGUGUGAAGCAGCCAUGAUUGCCGAAUCCAUAAAACAUUUCAAUUAAUGAAUUCACUGCAUAGAUAAAUCAGUGUCAACUUUUAAACCAAAUAGUAAUUUGCUCAAUAAGCCGAAUUAAAAUGCAAGAUGGGAUUAUAACAAUGGGAUUAUAACAAUAUGGACCAACUCAUUGUAUUGAUAACAUGAUAAGGCAUAUCAUUAUUUCUUUUACUUUUCAAUAAAUGGUAAUAAACUUGUCCUCUUUCCCAAUUAAAA
Molecule: messenger RNA, 2052 nt
Organism: Pelobates fuscus (common spadefoot toad)
Lineage: Eukaryota; Metazoa; Chordata; Amphibia; Anura; Pelobatidae
Gene: XYLB
Product: xylulokinase
Exons: 19
Coding region: 239-1843 (534 amino acids)
Biological process (GO): phosphorylation; xylulose metabolic process; D-xylose metabolic process
Cellular component (GO): cytosol
Molecular function (GO): D-xylulokinase activity
Source: RefSeq, a predicted model, not a curated record